CGUCCUCCUUAUACCUAGUAGGCCAAAAGCUCAUAGCCGCUAUAACCAGCCCUCGGUCCAUAGGGUUCUUUCUCUUUCCUGAGUUCAAGCCCAUCUUCUUCAUCUUCCUUGCACCUCCAAUUUCUAUGAAAAAAAUAGAAACAUAAACCAGAAAAACCCUAAACCCUAGUCACGCGUUGCAGAGUUGUUCUCAUCUGCCAUUGGAAUUCUUCUUGCAAGGCUCUUCGCAUAGAUGGCUACCCUUACUGAUAAUAAUGAGGCACCAAGUCCGGAUUCCCUGCCUAACAAGCGCAGAAGAAAGAAAUCCAUUGUUUGGGAUUACUUCACAAUUGAAACUGUUGAUGCUGACUGUACCAGGGCCUUCUGUAACCAGUGCAAAAAAUCAUUUGCUUACAUUACUGGUUCAAAGUUAGCAGGCACCAGCCACCUCAAACGGCACAUUGCCUUGGGGAUCUGCCCAGUAAGCCGCCGUAACCAGCAGGAGAAGGAUCGACGAAAUAUAUACACCCCUGUCAUUUUAAAAACUAAUGGUUCUGCUACAGAUCCACCAAGAAAACUUUACAGAACACCUACUGGUUCAACAAACAUAUUCUUUGAUAAGGAUUGUUGUAGCCGUGAGAUUGCCAAGAUGAUCAUUCUACAUGAAUAUCCACUUUACAUAGUGGAGCAACCUGGCUUUAUUGCUCUUGUACGAACACUCCAGCCUCAGUAUAAUAUGGUGAGCAUCAAUACUAUCGAAGAAGAUUGUGUGAGUUUGUACCUGAGAGAGAAGCAAAGCCUUUUUAACCUUCUUGUUGGAAUUCCUGGACGUGUUAGCCUUACUUUGGACUUGUGGACCUCGGAUAAAAGCCUAGGCUAUGUAAUUCUAACAGGACACUUCAUCGAUAUCAAUUGGAAAUUGCACCGGAGGAUCCUUAAUGUUAUCAUGUUGCCAUUUCCUGAGUCAGAAGCUGCCUUCAGUUAUGCUGUUGUUGCUUGCCUAACUGAUUGGAGUUUGGAGAGCAAGCUAUUUACUCUCACUCUUGAUCAAUCCUUGGCAAAUGAAAAUGUGAAAGGGAAUCUCAGAGGUUUACUAUCAAUCAAGAAUCCGCUUGUUCUAAAUGGUCAGCUAAUACUUGGGACCUGCUUUGCCCGGGUUUUGAGGGAUCUUGCACAAGAUGCUUUAGAAUCAGUUAGGGAAACCAUUAAGAAAAUCCGUGAAAGUGUUACAUAUAUUAAGACAUCGGAAGCUCACGAAGAAAAAUUUAUUGAACUGAAGCAACAACUUCAAGUGCCCAGUACUAAGGGCCUAGUCAUUGAUGACCAAAGAAAAUGGAAUACCACUUAUCAUAUGCUUGUGGCUGCUUCUGAAUUGAAGGAAGUAUUUUCUUGCUUUGAUACUUCUGAUCCAGAUUACAAAGAGACACCAUCAAUGGAUGAGUGGAAAGAGGUGGAAACUCUCUGCAUUUACUUGAAACUUUUAUUUGAUGCAGCCAACAUUUUAGUUGCCCCAACAUACCCUACUGCCAAUAUAUUCUUUCAUGAAGUGUGGAAAAUUCAGCUUGAGCUGACGCAUGCUGCCACGAGCCAGGAUCCCUUUAUUAGCAGUCUGAUCAAACCAUUGCAGGAAAGGUUUGAUAAAUAUUGGAAGGAUUGCAACCUUAUUUUGGCAAUUGCUGUUGUUAUGGAUCCAAGGUUUAAAAUGAAGCUUGUGGAGUUCAGCUUUUCCAGGAUUUAUGGUGAGGAUGCUGAGACCUGGAUCAAGGUCGUUAACGAGGGUGUUCAUGAACUCUUUCUUGAAUAUAUCGUCCUAUCACUUCCUCCACCAACUUUCGUUGAUGUGAUAAACGAAGGUAUUACCCCAGGAAAUGAAGGUUUUAUAAAAACAGAGAUACCUCAGGAAGAAAGCCUUCUUUCAAAUGGUGAUGGACUUUCCGAUUUUGAUGUUUAUAUCUCUGAGAUCAUGGGUAACCAGCAGAUGAGAUCAGAGUUGGAUCAGUAUCUUGAAGAAUCUCUUUUGCCUCGAGUACAAGACUUUGAUGUUCUGAAUUGGUGGAAACUGAACAGACAAAAAUAUCCAACUCUCUCUAAAAUGGCAUCUGAUAUUCUGUGUGUUCCAGUCUCCACUGUUGCUCCUGAUUCGGUGUUCGACAUUGUAAGUAAGAAGGUGGAUAGCUAUCGGAGUUCAUUAAGACCUGUGACCCUCGAGGCCAUUAUAUGUGCGAAGGAUUGGCUCCAGGACAGACAUUCACAUUUUUCGUCGGAACCAACCACAAUUGUUAAAAUGGAAUCUUAGCUUUCUGGUUCUUAUAUAGGUUUUUUCAUGGAAUUCUUGAAAAAAAAAGUUACUUUAGCUUUCAGAUAAAAAUAUUCAUUUUGCAGGUCUCUUCUUACUUUU
Molecule: messenger RNA, 2377 nt
Organism: Ilex paraguariensis (yerba mate)
Lineage: Eukaryota; Viridiplantae; Streptophyta; Magnoliopsida; Aquifoliales; Aquifoliaceae
Source: the annotation of a GenBank genome assembly